UUUCUGUAGCAUAGUCCUUCAAUUGUAGAGUACCUGUCUUAGUGCGUCCAGGUACCAUUUUACACGGGAAAGAAAUUCUUCUUUUUGGCACGUUUGCAUGUUCAGAUCUCGUAGAAUCGGAUCUGUAAAAAUAGCGCCCGCAGAGAUUCGAACUCUUGACGUCUGUGGCCCUAUGGAAUUGUGUGUGUUGUUUUAACAGGUCCAUGUCCCAUGGUUCGGGAUUUGCGGUUGUGUUAGGGUUAAUUUGGUUUAGUUGUGUGUGUUGGAAGGAAUGAUUUGGAGAAUUGAUGUCUAAGGGAAUUUGUUCGUUGAUCGGUUUUGAAGGAUCAGGGCUUCUUUGUUUUCAGGGUUUAAUGAGGCAUCGGAGGAGCUAUUAAGGUAGCUGCGGGACGGGGAUUUGGUAAAUCUUUGAAGGAUGGCGAGGUUUCCGGGCACGGCAUUGGAUAUGCGGGGUGCCCUUUCCUCCAAUCAGAAUAACAACCAGGCGCUGCAAUUCAGCCCUCAGAUGGCUCUGAGCAAUGAGAAUUUUCUGAUGCUGGAUUCGAACCCUAGUCCCUCGUCUUCCAUGGACCUCGGUGGGCUGAACCCGUCGCUGUCUUCGAACAUAACCUCGGAGUUUUCAUCUCUUCUGGAGUCCACUUCGCAGAAUUCGUUUAAUAUUGGAAUAGGAUCGCAGGCAGGGGUGGGGCAGAAUGACAUUUUGAUGCCUGCGGAUGAGUGGUCUGGUACUACAAAUACGUCUGGGCAACAGCAGCAGCAGCAGAAGCAGCAGCAAGGGCUUCAGAGCUCGUCGCCUAGUCAGUGUCAGAGUUCCCUUAGCCAAGGGCAAGGGCAGGUGCAGGUACCGCAGGCAGGGAACCCGGAGACAAAGAAAAUGCAGCAGCAAUAUAGCUUUGACAAGCGUUUAUGGGGCAGUUCACAGAAUGGCACCGAGUUAUAUGGGGUACCGCAGUCUUCGCAGGGUAAUCAAGAAGUCGGCGGUGGGGGACAGGAGCAGCACCAGCAGCAACAUGGGUUUCAAACAGGAUUGGCAAAGUCAAACCUCUCCCCGAAGCAAUCCAGCAAUUUGCUUCCGGCUGUCAGUGUUUCUCAGUUUCAAAAUCAGGCACAAGCAACAGAUAUACAAGCUGGUUUCCUGCAACAGCAAAGAUUUCGUCAGACGGGUAAUUCACAAGAACCAGCUUCCCAGGAAGUGAAGGGUGUUGCUCAAUCGAUGGACAUAGAGCAGAACCAGCCAAGGCAGGUCCCGGGCUUUGAUGGGUCUUCAAAAAUAAAUGUCCACAUGAAUAACCAUCCUCAUAGUUUAUCACAGCCUGGAGUUUAUCAGAGGAUGGAAGUAGAUAAUCACUUACAAAGUUUCCCGGGGGUGCAGUCUACUAAUCAACAGGCAAUGUUCCAAAGAGGUACCGCCCUUAAUCAGCAAAAUAUCAUUGAUAGCCAUGGGAUGCAGCAAGGUGAACUCCAAGGUGAUCCCGUGAUGCAGACCAUGCGAAGUCUAGGAUUUCAAAUGCAAGGAGUUAAUCCGCAGAAUGCCUUUCACUCCCAGCUGCAGGCGCAAUAUAUGAAUUUAAGUGCACAGGCAAAUGGCCACCCAUUAUCCGUUCUUUUUCAAAAUCGAGGUCCCACCCAAGGGCAGGCUCCGAUGCAAACAUUAUCACAGCCUCAUGUCCAAGGUCAAGCAGCAAAUCAACAAGCUUUGGUUAAUCAGCAGGCAGCAUAUCCAACUAGACACUUGCAGCCUGUGUCACAUCAAUCCCCAUUUCAUUCAAAUCAACAGGGUGCCUUUCAUCUUGGACAACCUCAGGUGAAUCAUGUGCACCAGCAUGGUGGUAAUUCUGGAUCACAUUUGGCAGGUAUCCAAAAUCUUACUCAAUUUCAAGCAAGAACACAAAAUCCAGUAUUCCAAGGUCUUAAGGUUGGGGGGAGACAAUUAUUACAAGGAUCACCCAAUGCAGCUCUAACCUAUAUGAACAAUAACACUGAUGCUGGAAUGCGUAGACAAAUGCCAGUAGAAGUUGCUUCAGAGUGUCUUCGUGUUCUUACUGAAUAUAUUCAAGAACAGAAAAAAACAAAAGAGAAAAAUGACAUAGGAUCCUGGAGGAAGGUUGUUCAUGAUUAUUUUGCACCUGGAGCAACAGAACGCUGGUGCCUAUCAAGCUACAGUCCUGCACAAAUAAGCAGGAAUGCACAAGGCUUGUUCCCAAUGGAGUAUUGGUUCUGCAACAUCUGUGGAGUGCAACCUGGGCGAGGAUUUGAGUAUAGUACUGAUGUGCUACCAAGACUUUUCAAGAUCAAGUAUGAUAGUGGAUUGUUGGAUGAGCACUUGUGCCUUGACACAGCUGAAGAGAGCUACAUGGUGUCCCCAGGGAAACAUGUGCUGGUGUUUCCACGCGCAGUACAUGAAUCUGUGUUUCCAGAGCUACGGGUGGUGCGCUAUGGGAAGCUGAGAGUCACAUUUAACAAUUUCCAGAAGAUAUUGUCCUGGGAAUUCUGUACUAAAGUGCAUGAUGAAGUUGUUCCCCGGAAAAAUCUCCUUCAGCAGGCACAACAGUUAACAAAGCUAGUAUUGGAGACUGAACAUGAGGGUUUUGACACUGAUCCAGAAAAUUUGAAAGCCCAAUGCAAUGCGUUCACUCUUUGUGCUAAACAAUUGAAAGCAAAGUUGGAGGCUCCUAAUGUGAAUGAUCUUGGUUUCUCAAAACGUUAUGUCAGAUGCUUGCAGAUAGCAGAAGUGGUUAAUAGCAUGAAAGAUUUGAUCUCUUAUGAGAACAAGACCCACCAUGGGCCAAUUGAAAGCUUGAGCAGAUUUCCAACAAGGAGGAAGCUCCAGUCAGAAGGUUUUCUUCAACAGUCUGUUAAUCAUGUAAUGAAUCAACUAAGUCAAGGUCAAGGAAAUUCUAAUUCUCCAUAUGCAAUGUCGCCAAGAUUGUCUUUGCCAUCGGGCCAAGGGAUCUCUUUAAACCAAGCAUCAUCUUCUGUUCUUCAAGGGAAUGACCCUUCAUUGUCAAAGCCACCUUCAGCCGUGAAUCAAUUGCAUGCACAACUAAGAAAUCAGCUCGAGGCACGAAAUCCAAGCUUGCUACAAACACAAGCAGCUAAUCAAAUGCAACCUCCAUCUGGUUCGCAUGUAGAUACUGGUAGUCAGGGGCAGUCGCACACAAACAACCAAAUUCUGUCGCAAUACACGACACAGGCACAACCAUCUUUGCAAGCACAGCAUUUGAGCCAUUUACAGUCUUCAGCCCCUGGUCAAAUUCAAUCCCAAAUAUUAGGUUGCCAGUCUCCAAAUCUAAACCACAUGAGCCAGCAAAUGUAUGAUCAAGGAAUUGCAAAACAGAUUAAUUUUCAGCCUCCAAAUCAAGUAAUAUCUCAGUCGAGAUCCUUGAAUCGGACAGGGCAACAAAGUUUGCCAGGCACUCCUCAAAGUGAGAUGAGUGAUAUGAGGUCAAAUGCAUAAAGGAAUAAGGUUAAUAUUUUCCCACUUGUUUGUGGGUCCUUGUAUAUUAUACUUAAUUGUGAGGACUUUAUUUAUUGUUUAAGGGUGCAAGCAUUAACAAUUAGUUGGUAGCUUUCGCUGUAAGUGCUUCAUGAUUUGACCUUUUUUUUUCUCAAUCGUAUAAUUUCAAUAUAUGGGGACCUGCGGUUUGUUUAGGACUAUGACGUGAUCUAGUCCAUAAAGGUGGUGUUAUGAAGAAAAGGUUCCAAUGAUUUGUUCUACAAAAUAAUUCAUUUUAUAUGUUUGUGUUCUUUGGGAAAGGAAGGCAUUUUAUCCGUCUGAGGGUAAAUGGUUAAUAUUUAAAAAUUUCUUCUGUAACAUACAUUGCUCUGGAACGUCUUUACCAAUUACUAAUAAAUUAAUAGUACUCCUUUUUAUA
Messenger RNA from Cryptomeria japonica (Japanese cedar), 3875 nucleotides. RefSeq names its product transcriptional corepressor SEUSS. The transcript is spliced from 13 exons. The record is from RefSeq and is a predicted model, not a curated record. Lineage: Eukaryota; Viridiplantae; Streptophyta; Pinopsida; Cupressales; Cupressaceae. The coding region runs from base 416 to 3457 and encodes 1013 amino acids. Gene Ontology annotation, cellular component: nucleus; transcription regulator complex. Gene Ontology annotation, biological process: negative regulation of transcription by RNA polymerase II; positive regulation of transcription by RNA polymerase II.